Messenger RNA from Saccoglossus kowalevskii, 1374 nucleotides. Its product is annotated as 3'-5' exoribonuclease 1-like. NCBI's taxonomy places the organism in Eukaryota, Metazoa, Hemichordata, Enteropneusta, Harrimaniidae. Gene Ontology annotation, molecular function: 3'-5'-RNA exonuclease activity; nucleic acid binding. Gene Ontology annotation, cellular component: cytoplasm; nucleolus. The record is from RefSeq and is a predicted model, not a curated record.
UCGGAUCCACCCGAAGAACGACAGUUGCCGACUGCUUCAAACUCAAAGUCGACAAGUCAGCGGCUAACCUUACAUGAACCUGGCAGCUGCUGGGAGACAAGACCAAGACGGAAGGUAAACAAAGCCAAUGACUGUUACAAGAUACCGUCAGUGCUACAGAUGGCGGAUUCAUCCCAGAAGAAAGACUACAGUAACCCUGUAUAUAAAGAAAUAUCACUAAAAAAUGGUGAAAUCAAUAAAUGGAAUAAGUUGCAGCUGGUUGCCAAACUUGAAGAGUUAGAACUAGAUAAAGAAGGUACCACAGAUGUAUUGAAGAAACGACUGAAGUCACAUAUGCGGAAGCAGAAGUUAAUCAAAGCUGGUUUGGAAUCAGAUGACAUAAUCAAUCCUGUAAAAUGUCCGUUUGAUUACCUAGUAGUGAUAGAUUAUGAAGCCACAUGUGAGAAAGAAAAUCCUACAGACUAUGUUCAUGAAAUUAUUGAGUUCCCAGUGGUGUUGAUAAAUAGUAAAACGCUGAAAAUGGAAAAGGAGUUUCGUACCUUCUGUCGGCCAGUAUUACACCCCAAACUAUCAGAUUUCUGUACAGAACUAACUGGGAUCACACAGGCCCAGGUGGAUGGUGCUCCUUUAUUUUCAGAUGUGCUUGACCAAUUCGAAAACUGGCUUGAAGAGAAUAAACUUGGAUCAGAGUACAGUUUUGCAAUUGUAACUGAUGGGCCAUGGGAUAUUAUAUGUUUCCUCAAUGUACAAUGUGUUUUGAGUCAAAUUUCUUUCCCGGAGUAUGCACGUCGCUGGAUUAAUAUCCGAAAACUAUUCAGCAAUUACUACCACACCCGAAGACUUAAACUCACCCUUAUGUUGGAUCAUCUUGGAAUGACUUUUGAAGGACGUCAACACAGUGGUAUUGCAGAUUGUAGGAACAUUGCACGAAUAAUGGUAAAAUUACUGGAAGACGGCUGUCAAAUAAAGACAAAUGAAGUAUUCACACUGCCGAAGCAGACUUACGGCGAUUCUGAUGGAAUGAGUGAGAUAGAUUCACAAGAUGAUGUGGAACAGGUUGAUGAUAUCACUGAAAAAAUUCAGUCCAUCACAGUUGAAAAAAAAGCAGAGCAUGUGUCCCAUGUGGACAAAUCUGCUGGCAACAGAACACUAUCUGAAAAAUCUGCUAGAAGGAAGACUACACAUUCGCAGCAGCCAAAGGAUUCAAAACAGGCAGCCCAGUUAUCACAAGCAAAGAAUAUCAAUGAUUCAAAUGAUUCCAUCAGAAACAAAGAACAGAAGGCCAGUGUUAAGGAUCAUGUAAUGGAGAAGGCUAGUGAUGUUGGAGAUGGCCCAUGGCAAAUUGUGACUAAAAAUAAAAAUAAAAAAAAAUAA